GACUAUUUUAUCCUUAUCUGAUGCAAAGUACAAUUACAAUUUAGGAAUCCUAACCUUUCUUAAUGUGUUGUAUUAGAUGACACUUGAUCUUAAUCGUGUAUUGUUUCAUUAAAAUAGGAAAAAAAAAGGCUUCCGAUACAGGACAAGUACAAUGAAUGUUCAAAUAAGAUACCCUUACGAGGGUUUAUUACAUAAAUACACAAACGCGAUGAAAGGGUGGCAGUAUCGUUGGUUUAUUCUUAGUCCUGAAACCGGUGAAUUACAUUAUUUUCUUAGUGAAUCCGAGAAAAACCAACGACCACGUUGUUCCAUAUAUUUAGCUGGUGCAGUUAUAGCACCUAGCGACGAAGAUUCUAAUACUUUUACUGUUAAUUCUGCAACAGGAGAUAUGAUCAAAUUAAGAGCUACCGAUGCUCGAGCUAGACAGGAAUGGGUGGACAAAUUGCGAGCAGUUACAGAAAUGUAUACAAGAGCAAUAGCUAGUAGUCAUCCUCCAUUACCACCCAGAGAACAUUCCACAAACACCAGCAGAAAUCCUGUUGCCAAAUUAGAAGUCCUCGAUGCCUUUGCUAAUUGCCAGGAGCAAUUAAGAAAAGUGGAAAAACAUAAUGUUGCAUUGGCACAAUCAAUUGAAAAUUCAAAUAUGAACUUAGAUCCAGAUUUAUUAGUUCUUAAAGCUAUGGCUCAUACAACGUUACAUACGUUAAAUCAAUGCCUUAAUAUAUUAUACCAAUGAAAGA
Molecule: messenger RNA, 740 nt
Organism: Vespula vulgaris
Lineage: Eukaryota; Metazoa; Arthropoda; Insecta; Hymenoptera; Vespidae
Product: oxysterol-binding protein-related protein 11
Exons: 2
Coding region: 152-736 (194 amino acids)
Source: RefSeq, a predicted model, not a curated record